GUCCUGAUUUUGGCACCAUUUGUGCCCUCCUCCCCGUGUGGACAAAUGCCGGUACUUGUUGAGUCCUUUGACAUUCUUAUUGCCAGUGCUGGUGGCCCUGUACAUCGAGGGUGUAAAGGCGUUCCUUCCACCGACCUCACCUAUGACGACAUCGUGGGCGCCAUCAAGACCAAGUCCGUCAAGCGUCCGCAGCGCUUCAGUCUGAGGGCCGUUGAGAUUGAGCGGCCGACGGCACUGAAGGCCAGCACCAAUGCGAGCCUGGGCAACAGCUACGGCAGUGGCAACAAGUCUGAGGCGCACAAGGCUGCCAUUUCGGCGGCCAAGAAGGGCAUCAAGAUCAAGCGGCAGUCGGAGGCGCACAAGGCUGCCAUUUCGGCGGCCAAGACCACCUGCAUUUGCGGCAAGUGCGGCAAGUGCAAGGCACGGGCCCGGCAGCAGAAGUGCCGGGCCAAGAAGGCCAAGAGGGCCUAGACAACUCCUCCUCCCUUCAAAACCGGUGUUUAUCAACACCACCCAUGCAUCGGCUGGCCGAUGUGGCGAUGUCGGCUGACCUAGAACGGAUAGUUGGCUUCUGCCGGACAUGACCCGUGUAUCUUCGCAAAGCGUAAUCGAGUGACCAGAAUGAAGCGAGGUGUUGACAAACACCGGGUUGCAUCCAGGCUCACGAUCCAGGCUCCCAGCGCUCCCCUGCCCUUGUGCGGCAGCGUGCACCUGCAACCGCGGCGGCAGAGGUCCAUGCAGAAAGAGGGGCCAUGGGGCAGCUCCUUAACUGCUGGCACAGAGUAAACCAGUUCGAAGUUAUCGUGAAGGCAGCAGGGACAAGCUCGUACCGACA
Messenger RNA from Chlamydomonas reinhardtii, 835 nucleotides. RefSeq lists its product as uncharacterized. The record is from RefSeq and is a predicted model, not a curated record. The transcript has 2 exons. Lineage: Eukaryota; Viridiplantae; Chlorophyta; Chlorophyceae; Chlamydomonadales; Chlamydomonadaceae. Bases 46 to 471 code for a protein of 141 amino acids.